AUGACUGAGUACACUGCAUCUACUCCUAGACGUUCUACACGUUUGAAUUCGAGGGAUCCUUCAAAUUCCAAAGUUCCUAUUGCUGCCGAGUCUGUAAGCACUGGGGCAAAAGCGAAGGAAUCAGAAGAAGUUAUUAAUGUAGGUAAUUUGGUUCCCGACCUUACUCUUCUCAAUCAAGACGAGACCCCAGUAAACCUUCCAGAACUGAUAAAAUCUCGCGGACUUGUCAUCUUUGCUUAUCCCAGAGCUAGUACGCCAGGAUGUACAAAGCAAGGUUGUGGAUUUCGUGAUAAUUAUCCACAGAUACAGGCCGCCGACUAUGAAGUAUUCGGUGUAUCCUUUGAUUCAUGUAAAUCUCAAAAGAGUUUUCAAACAAAGCAGAACUUUCCUUACGAUUUGCUAUCGGACCCUGAAGGUGUUUUAAUUGAACGUCUUGGUGCAAAAAAACCAGAUGGAAAAUUGUUCCGUAGCCAUUGGAUCUUUGAAAAGGGGUCAGGAAAGUGUCUUGUCAAGGAAAUUGAUAUCUCUCCUCUUGACAGCGUUGAUAAAGCUUUCCAGGUAAUUACUGGCUCUAUUGUUUAA
Schizosaccharomyces osmophilus is the source of this 582-nucleotide messenger RNA. It is a transcript of the gene bcp1, whose product is annotated as thioredoxin peroxidase Bcp1. Gene Ontology annotation, biological process: cellular response to oxidative stress; cell redox homeostasis. Gene Ontology annotation, molecular function: thioredoxin peroxidase activity. The record is from RefSeq and is a predicted model, not a curated record. NCBI's taxonomy places the organism in Eukaryota, Fungi, Ascomycota, Schizosaccharomycetes, Schizosaccharomycetales, Schizosaccharomycetaceae. The transcript has a single exon. Gene Ontology annotation, cellular component: cytoplasm. Bases 1 to 582 code for a protein of 193 amino acids.